GAUAGUAAACUUCGUAGCUACAUCCGCACACAAUUCGUCUCUAUACUAAUUUAAUCUAACAAGCAUAUAUUUUGAAAACACACCUAUAUAUCUAAGUUGCUUAGAAAUUUUCAUUAUCCUUCUGAUUUGUAAGAGAACAAAAACAAAAUGGAAACUUCACAUUAUUUUCGUCGUCAUUGCUUCAUCAUUUUGCUUCUUGUUAUGUUUCUUUCAUCGGUUUCUAAUCUUGCUUCAAAAAUCAACAACAGUUCUUUUGAUGCAAGAGGCACUAAAAUCAAUAGUGAUCCGAAACAUAUCUCCAAUUCAAAGUCCGGAGGAUCUCCUCAACGGGACAAAGAAUAUCCUCUGUGCGGGUCGAAUAACCCGUCAGAGGAUGGUAUCAUAUAUGCACCUUUUUGCGACAAAGGAUAUGUUUUUUCUCGAAUCAAAUUCGCUGACUAUGGUCAGCCCGGUGGUUCAUCAUGUGAAACGCUUAAACGUGGAAACUGCGGUGCGCCGGCUACUUUGAGACUCGUCAAAGAGAAUUGUCUUGGAAAAGAACGGUGUAGGAUUUAUAUUACAGACGAGAUGUUUGGGCCGACGCAUUGUAAAGGACCUGUUAGCUUCGUUUUUUCUGCUAUUUGUAAAAAAACUUGAGCUUUCUUAUUUCAUACGUUAAGGGAAAGUAAUUCUUAUAACCUUUUUUUCUUCCCUUUAAUGUUUUGAUGGAUCGCAUCAUUUUUGUUGUUAAUUUACGUAAUCCACGGAAUUUAAUUAUGAUUUUG
Molecule: messenger RNA, 764 nt
Organism: Arabidopsis thaliana (thale cress)
Lineage: Eukaryota; Viridiplantae; Streptophyta; Magnoliopsida; Brassicales; Brassicaceae
Product: D-galactoside/L-rhamnose binding SUEL lectin protein
Exons: 2
Coding region: 148-636 (162 amino acids)
Molecular function (GO): carbohydrate binding
Source: RefSeq, marked reviewed